Molecule: messenger RNA, 1514 nt
Organism: Ornithorhynchus anatinus (platypus)
Lineage: Eukaryota; Metazoa; Chordata; Mammalia; Monotremata; Ornithorhynchidae
Gene: SPATA6
Product: spermatogenesis associated 6
Exons: 13
Coding region: 42-1481 (479 amino acids)
Biological process (GO): spermatogenesis; motile cilium assembly
Molecular function (GO): myosin light chain binding
Source: RefSeq, a predicted model, not a curated record
GCCGCCGGGCCGGGUGACCGUGACGACGGGACCGCAGCGCUAUGCGGAAGGUGAAGGCGCUCCGCCUGGUCCUGCUGCUGGACAUCCGCUGCGUGUCCUGCCCCGGCGCGAGGCUGAGGGGCCCAGAGGAGCUGUGUCUUAUCGUGCGCCUGCUCGGCCAAUGUCAGAAGACAAGAUGCGUCCCCGCUGCCUUCCCCCUGCUCUUCAACGCGGAGAUGGUGUUUGAAAAGGCCUUCCCGGAAGCCGGGGAUCCCGGAGACGUGGUCGCACGACUCGAAGAUGAUUCCGCUGUGUUCGAGUUGGUCCAGCUGGUUCCUCCAGAUGGAGAAACCCUGUCCACGUACACGGAGAACACGAAAGACUUCCUGUUCCCGGGGCCGAGGCCCCCAUCCGGCCCGCGUGACGCCCCCCGGGAGGUUCACAUGACCAGGAUCCCCGGCGUACGGGGUGCGGAGCCGAAGCUGGAAUUCCGCACCACCUCCAGCAUCGGCGAAUGCCCGAUGGAGCCGUGGAGGGUCCCGGCCCAGGACCGGUGGCCGCGCCCUCGGACGCCUCUCGGAGCCGCCGGGGCGAGAUCGCCCUCAGGCCCCGCGGCCGGCCCCCCCGGCCGGCCCCCGUCGCCCCUGAGGGGCUACGAGCGGCCCACCCUGGCCUCGGUGUCGCGGUCGCCCUCUCCCUACACGAGGCGCCGCAUGUGCGCGCUGGCAGAGGAGACGGGCCGGCGGCUGGCACACCUCCACCUGGGGCCCUUCGAGUUCAAGCGGGACAGCGCCCGGCCGCCCUUUGUCGUCAGACACGUGCAGCCGCCCAGUCCCGCGGCCGACUUUCUCGCCGCCCCCGCCAGAGACGGCGCCAGAGACAGCGCGAGAGACUGCACGUCUGGACCCUCCCGGGACCCUUUCCUCCUGGACGGCUACCGACCGAAGCAGGCCGGGACGCGCCGGUCGUCGUGGGGUGGCGAGCCUUGUCCCACCCUCUGCGACAGAAGGUGGGAGGAGCCCUGGACCUCGAGCCCAGCUCCUCAGCCGGGAGCGGGCCGUCGGUCAGCGGCCCAGGAGCCCGCGCAGAGUCCCGUGCUCCAUCGCUCUUCUCUCAGGGAGAGGUUCUUGUCGCAUUCAGCCGGUCCCGCCAACUCGGAUGAGAUCCACCGGCGAAUCCAACGCGUUCUGAGGCGUCACCGGGCGUGGCAGAAGCCGACGACGGCCUCUGAUGAGAGUCUCUCCGGGAAGGAGGAAUUGGGCCUGAACAGUGGCGUUGGGCAGAAGGGUGCCUCCUGGUCGGGGUACCCGGAAUCCGGCUCUCCCCUGCGGCCGUGGGCGGCCGUCUCCCAGGACGGCGGCAGUGAGUGGCAGACCAGCCGGGAGGCCACCCACCAAAAGAAGGCCCACCGAGCCGUGUUUGCAGACAACAUGGGGAGGAUCUACGGCCAUAUGUUCAGAAACGCCUCCGCCACGCGUCCCGUGAGGCAGGCCACCUGCUGAGAGCCCCUCAAUGAAGAAUCCGGUGGUCGACCA